ACACAGCCUUCUUCCUUAUGAAGCUCUCUAUCUUUGGCCCUCAGGUGACAAACAGCCUUUUUGUCUUGGUCACCGUGGUUCUGGCUCCCUUUUCCUCUGGGACCGUCCAAGUCGCCUGAAGCUCUUGGCGGACUCCGUUGCCUCAACGAGCUCAGAGAUGGCAGCUCCCACCAACUCCUGCCUCUUGGUCUGUCUGUUCACCCUCACGGUCCUACAGCUGCCCACGCUGGAUUCAGCAGCUCCCUUCGAUGUGACUGCCUCUCAAGAGCCAGUGCUGGCCCUAGUGGGCUCAGAUGCGGAGCUGACCUGUCGCUUUUCCCCAAACGCGAGCUCAGAGCACAUGGAGCUGCUGUGGUUCCGACAGACGAGGUCGCCAGCGGUACUUCUAUACCGGGAUGGCCAGGAGCAAGAGGGCCAGCAGAUGACGGAGUACCGCGGGAGGGCGACACUGGUGACAGCCGGGCUCCUAGACGGCCUCGCUACUCUACGGAUCCGAGGUGUCAGGGUCUCGGACCAGGGGGAGUACCGGUGCUUUUUCAAAGACCACAACGACUCCGAGGAAGCCGCUGUACAUCUCAAAGUGACUGCUGUGGGCUCGGAUCCUCACAUCAGUAUGAAGGUUCAAGAGAAUGGAGACACGGAGCUGGAGUGCACCUCCUCCGGAUGGUACCCAGAGCCUCAGGUGCAGUGGAGAACUGCCAACAGAGAGAUGCUACCAUCCGCAUCAGAGUCCAAGAAGCAUGAUGAGGAAGGCCUGUUCACUGUGGCAGCUUCAAUGAUGAUCAGAGACAGCUCCAUAAAGAAUGUGUCCUGCUGCAUCCAGAAUAUCCUCCUUGGGCAGGGGAAGGAAGUAGAGAUCUCCUUACCAGCUUCCUUCGUGCCAAGGCUAACUCCCUGGAUAGUAGCUGUGGCUGUCAUCUUACUGGCUUUAGGACUUCUCACCAUUGGGUCCAUAUUUUUCACUUGGAAACUAUACAAGGAAAGAUCCAGUCUGCGGAAGAAGGAAUUUGGCUCUAAAGAGAGACUUCUGGAAGAACUCAGGUGCAAAAAGACUGCACUGCAUGAAGUUGACGUGACUCUGGAUCCAGACACAGCCCACCCCCACCUCUUCCUGUAUGAAGAUUCAAAGUCGGUUCGAUUGGAAGAUUCACGUCAGCUCCUGCCAGAUAGACCAGAGAGAUUUGACUCCUGGCCCUGUGUAUUGGGCCGUGAGACCUUUACUUCAGGGAGGCAUUACUGGGAGGUGGAGGUGGGAGAUAGAACUGACUGGGCCAUUGGUGUGUGUAGGGAGAAUGUGGUGAAGAAAGGGUUUGACCCUAUGACCCCCGAUAAUGGGUUUUGGGCUGUGGAGCUGUAUGGAAAUGGGUAUUGGGCCCUCACCCCACUCCGGACCCCUCUCCGGUUAGCAGGGUCCCCACGCCGAGUUGGGGUUUUUCUGGACUAUGAAUCAGGAGACAUUUCCUUCUAUAACAUGAGUAACGGAUCUCUUAUCUAUACUUUCCCUAGCAUCUCUUUCUCUGGCCCCCUCCGUCCCUUCUUUUGUCUGUGGUCCUGCGGUAAAAAGCCCCUGACCAUCUGUCCAACUGCCAAUGGGCCUGAGAAAAUCACAGUCAUUGCUAAUGUCCAGGACAACAUUCCCUUGUCCCCACUGGGGGAAGGCUCUGCUUCAGGAGACAGAGAGUCUCUCCAUUCUAAACGGAUACCUUACUCACCUAGCCAAGCGGCACCGUAACAAAUAUUUUAGCUUCACGAUUUUGCUUUCCUAUGACUACUUCCUUGUGCCCCGAAGCUUUAGCUGCCAGCUUCUUCCUGGUGGAUGGAGAUUAAUUCACACUGGGAAGGUGGUAUGUGUAAUUCACAAAGCAGGAAGAAAGGCUGUCCUAGUUUGUAUUUGUACUAACAGUGGGAAGGUAGAAGCUGAAUCCUGAACUAUUUCCAGUGCUCAUAUUCUUUCAGGCCCGAGCCUAUGCAGGAGGACUUGAUAUAAUCACCUGAGGGACCAAGAGGCAAUUAAGUUGGCAUGGAAUUGUGGCAGAAACAUCUGGAAUAGGGGUAUGUGGAACAACAGGUCUUAGAGGAUACUAAGAAAGGAAGAUCUUGAGCUAAAAUCCUAUAAAGGGACUUAGAGCAGAUGUGAUAGGCAAAUGAAGUGAAUUUGGUCCAAUUAGAUACACUUGUCCUGUCCCUAGGGUUUUUCAGUUAUAUCUCAACGUUUUGUUAAUUAAAUUUUUAGACAGCUUCAUAUAUGUAUAUAAUGCAUUCUAAUUACUCCCACUCUCCUCUAUUCUGUCUUAUUUCCUUCCCCUCUCCUCAUCAAUAACCCCCUUCUUGCUUCAAACCUGGCCCAUUGAGUUUAAUGGGCUAUCAUGGGAACAUGGAUUUAGAGCUAUCCUCUGAGCUCAAGAGAGCAGGUGUGACGAAUACAAUGAUUUCCCCUCUCCUACAAUCGAUCAGCAGCCAAGAGUUGAGCUGGGAGGGGUAGGGCCGCAUGAGCCCCUCCCCUGUCAUGGCCUGUUUUAGCACCUGUGAGAUCAUAAUCGCAAGAGCCCAGAAGGAAGCAUUGCUUAGCUAUUCUCCCUCCGCUUUGGCUUUUAUGGUCUUCUGUCUUCUCUUCCAGCAUGUGUCUGAAUAUUGUAUAUUAAGUUUUCUGUGUCAUGUUCUACAUGAUAAAGGAGACUGGCCCUGCUUGUUUGAGAAUGCUGUAAGCAAUCUAGCAAGAGACAGAGAGGAGUGAAGAUGAAUAGGGCUGGAAAAAGUUUUUAAACAAACCCUCUAGGUUUUAUAUAUGUGUAUAUAUAUAUAUAUAUAUAUAUAUAUAUAUAUAUAUGUAUAUCCUCCUCUCUUUUUGACCUCCCUAAAGGUUAAUCCAACUUCACAUUAUUGACUCCACUAGGUAGGGGUGUGUGUGUGUGUGUGUGUGUGUGUGUGUGUGUGUGUGUGUUUUAAGAUAGAGGUUUACUAUGUAGCUUAGACUGGCCUUGAAUUCCCGAUCCUCCCGCCUCUACCUUCCAAGUGCUGGAAACAUAGCCACCACGCCUAGCAAGUCCAUCAGCUCUGAUUCAGCUCAGGUAGCAUCACUGUUUUAUCAGCAGCUGCAUGCUCCCUCGGCCCUCGCUGCAAUGUUUAACCACCUCACAGACACCUCCAGUUCCCUUCCACCACCAUCCUUUUCUACACUGUGCCAUCGCUCACUCAAUGCAGCCUAACGAGGUAUCCUGCCUUUUGGUCCUCAAAGUUGUACCAUGAUGCUCAACACAGCUGGACAGUUUGGUUCUAUUUUGUGUGUGUUCCAGUGUCCUCCUGUUUGUACUGGACUUGUUUUGUCAGUGGCCUGUGUGUAUAUCCAAUCUCUUCCACUUCUAUUGUAUCUCUCCUGCUACUAGAAUGGAUGUUACCAAAUAAAGAAAGAGAAUGAAACGUA
This is a messenger RNA of Mastomys coucha (southern multimammate mouse), 3421 nucleotides long. It is a transcript of the gene Btn1a1, whose product is annotated as butyrophilin subfamily 1 member A1. The record is from RefSeq and is a predicted model, not a curated record. NCBI's taxonomy places the organism in Eukaryota, Metazoa, Chordata, Mammalia, Rodentia, Muridae. Bases 158 to 1732 code for a protein of 524 amino acids. Gene Ontology annotation, cellular component: external side of plasma membrane. Gene Ontology annotation, molecular function: signaling receptor binding. The transcript has 8 exons. Gene Ontology annotation, biological process: T cell receptor signaling pathway; regulation of cytokine production.